GGAGACCUGGGAGCUGCCCACCCGAGACCAGGGACUCAGUGUGCCUGUCGCAGCCCAGCACUGUGGGUGGGGUCUUUGGAAGCACAGGCUUACUUGAUUUUUGGCAUCAAGACCAUCUGGAAUUUCGACAAGGGUGAUAAGUUCCCAAAGCUUAGCUUACGAAACAAAAUAAUAAUAGUAAACCUUGAAUUGUAAGUUCUUUGCAUCUCUGCAGUCCCUUUUUUGUUGGCUGUCUGUGUUUGCGGCUGCUCAGUCAUCACAAGAGCCGGAGCCGGCUUGGCAGAGUUCCUCACUGCAGUGUGGCUUCCUUCCACUUUCUUUAAGUGACCACUGCUGCUGAGAACAUUGAUCUGUUCUGCUUUUGUUUGGGUUAGUCCCUAGGGAGACUUCCCAAAACAAAAUUCCUGCAUCUGAAGAAUGACAGUGAUGAUGGGCGGGUUAGGGUCAGGGAACAGUGUCACGGGUGCUGUUUGUACUUGCUCCUGUAUUGGGGCCGCACGGCCUCCCCAAGCGGCUCAUCAGAGUCUGUUCUGACAUUCAGUGGUGAUGGUUCAGGUCCUGGGGGCCGUCUGGGGGCACUUGUCAUGCCCACUGUGUCCCUUCCUGUCUAAAUUCCUGUUUUUCCCGCAGAGCAAAGCCUGGAGUUGGGCUUCAGAAUCCUGAGGGGCGCGGAGGGAGGGGUGCUUGUUAAAAGCCAAUUUCGGUGCCCCAUAUGGCUCUGUGUUUUCCUGCCUUGCAAGUGUCCAGUGGUUUCGAUUUGAGACUCACAGGGUUUUGCACAUUUUUGCAUCUGAUCACAGACUUGUUCCAGAAGACCCAGACCUUUCUUACCAAAGUAUAAGUAAAGAAAAAUUAAAAAUUAGUGCUACUUUUAAAAUUUCUUUUGUUCAUUUUUUAUCAGACUACAAGUGUCUUAGUCCAUUUGGGAUGCUGUAACAAAAUGAAACAACAGAUAUUUAUUUCUCACAGUUCUGGAGGCUGGAAGUUGGAGAGCAGGUCCCCACACGGUCAAGGACUCACCCCAGGUGGAAGUCUUUUCUGCUUCUCCCUCUGCCUCACGCAUAUUGACAGCCUAAUCCAGUCGGAGGAGAUGACUCCCAGUCCAGCAGCAUCUGACUGUACCGGCAGUUCUGAGCGGUCUUUUCACUGACCUUUCGGUCCUCAUGAGGCCCUGAGAGGAGCCCUCAGGCUCCUCCGAUUUCCAUCUUCCUCAGAGACCCCAGGGCCCAGUGAUGGCAGCAGCAGGGCUCCUGCCGCCGCCGGCAAGACCGCAGCCCCUGUCAUUGCAGGCUGAGGUGACCUUCGAGGACGUGGCUGUGCUCCUCUCCCAGGAAGAGUGGGACCGCCUGGGCCCUGCUCAGCGCGGCCUCUACCGACACGUGAUGAUGGAGACCUACGGGAACGUGGUCUCGCUGGGACUUCCAGGAUCCAAGCCCAGCAUAAUCUCCCAGCUGGAGCGAGGGGAAGAGCCGUGGGUGCUGGACGGGCAGGGGACUGAGAAGAGCAGGGGCCCAGGCAGUAGCCACUCAGACAGCCUCAAAUGUGACCACGUGACAGCUUGUAUGCAACAAGACAGUUCAUCCUGUCCAUGGGAAUGUGAAAACAAGGCAGAGAACCAAAAUAGAGACUUGAGUCUUAAGCCAUUCAUUUCAGAGGAAAUAUCAAUGAUUCUGGGGAAAACACCCACAAUGUGGGUUGAUCAAGGAAAUUAUGAAUCUGAGCGGAGCUUCUGCCUGAGUCCAAGCCCUGUUGGCCCCACCCAAGUUCAGGUCCUGAGCCAGAGCGUGGCUGUCACUCAGCAUCAAGCCGCUCCUAACGGGGAGAGACCCUACAAGUGCAUGGAGUGUGGAAAAUGCUUUGGCCGGAGCUCCCAUCUCCUCCAGCAUCAGAGAACCCACACUGGAGAGAAGCCCUAUGUGUGUGGUGUGUGUGGGAAGGCCUUCAGCCAGAGCUCGGUCCUCAGUAAACACAGGAGGAUCCACACGGGGGAGAAGCCCUACGAGUGUAAUGAAUGUGGAAAGUCCUUCCGCGUGAGCUCGGAUCUUGCUCAGCAUCAUAAAAUACACACGGGGGAGAAGCCGCACGAGUGUCUUGAGUGCCGGAAGGCCUUUACUCAGCUCUCACACCUCAUCCAGCACCAGCGGAUCCACACCGGAGAAAGGCCGUACGUGUGCCCGCUGUGCGGGAAGGCGUUCAACCACAGCACGGUCCUGCGCAGCCACCAGCGGGUGCACACCGGCGAGAAGCCGCACGAGUGCGCGGAGUGCGGGCGCGCCUUCAGCGUGAAGAGGACGCUCCUGCAGCACCAGCGGGUGCACACGGGCGAGAAGCCGUACACGUGCAGCGAGUGCGGGCGCGCCUUCAGCGACCGCUCCGUGCUCAUCCAGCACCACAACGUGCACUCCGGGGAGAAGCCCUACGAGUGCGGCGAGUGCGGCAAGGCCUUCAGCCACCGCUCCACGCUGAUGAACCACGAGCGCAUCCACACGGAGGAGAAGCCCUACGGCUGCUACGCCUGCGGCAAGGCCUUCGUGCAGCACUCGCACCUGAUCCAGCACCAGCGGGUGCACACCGGCGAGAAGCCCUACGUGUGCGGCGAGUGCGGGCACGCCUUCAGCGCCCGCCGCUCUCUGGUGCAGCACGAGCGGAUCCACACGGGCGAGCGGCCCUUCCGCUGCUCGCAGUGCGGCAAGGCCUUCAGCCUGAAGGCCACGCUGAUCGUGCACCUGCGGACGCACACGGGCGAGCGGCCCUACGAGUGCGGCCGCUGCGGCAAGGCCUUCAGCCAGUACUCGGUGCUCAUCCAGCACCAGAGGAUCCACACGGGCGAGCGGCCCUACGAGUGCGGCGAGUGCGGGCGCGCCUUCAACCAGCACGGGCACCUGAUCCAGCACCAGAAGGUGCACCGGCGGCUGUGAGCUCCGCGCGGCGCGGCCUGGCAGCUCGGCGGGGGCCCCCGGAAACUCAGUGUCACCGAGUGACUCCGGAGAGAAGCCGGGCGAAGCUGCAGGAGACGCCCGUUUCAUCCUUCUCCACGGCUCCAAGUUGCGCAGGAGAGGAAUCACACAGCUGUGGGUUUUGUAAAGACACCAUAAUUCUUUAACGUUAGACAGUGUAUUUGAACUGAGAAACUAAAGGAAGCUAAGGCAUAGGAUUACUGUCGCAAUAAAACUUUCUGACAUUCCAAAUAACCUUUUUUUUCUUAGAGUAUUGCGUGCCUUCCCUAAAUACAAUGAUUAUUCUAGUUGAAAUUAGAAAGUUGGACUAUUUUCAAUAUUCUGUUAAAGCACUAAAGUGCUGUGUGGAUAAAAUAUUUUUAAAAAGAUUGUCAUCAAGUAUCAUGUAGUAUGGCUGGAAAUCUUAAGUGUGUGGAACUACCUGUUUGGUAUGCAAAGGAAAAAGUCUAGAGGUUAAUUCGUGAGAAAUGAUGUAAAUUUAGAAAACCCUUAUCUAGUGCUUUAACUUUAUUCACGAUCAGAAGGGAUGUCCUAACUUUUUAGUGAAAAUUCAACUCAAAAGUGGAUCUUUUCCUCAAAACCCACCCUCAUGAUACAGAAUCUGUGGCCCCAUAAUCAUGGGAUGUCUGGGGCCUCUGGGCUCCAACUGGACAUAGGAGGGGGGCUCUGAUCUCAGGGCCCAGACUCCACAGUUGCUACACCAAGCGGGUGCCUCUUUACACAGUAAUGGUGUUUUUAAAAAAAAAGUUACUAAAAAGUUCUUUCGUGCAUAAUUUUAAAACAUAAAAUUCUCAAAUUCAAAUAGCUCUUUUCACUGUCUCUAAUAUCACUAUUCCUGUGUUUGAGGGGUUUUUUGUUUUGUUUCAUUUUUUUACUCCCGGUUCCAAGAUAGUCUAGUAUCCCAUUGUCAUGUACUGUGAUGCAUCUGGUUUAGUCAUAAUUUUAGUUAUUUUCUCUUUCUUGUGAAAACGUUAUCAGCGUCUCAGGAAAAAGUGAGCGCUAGGGCAUUGAUCCUUAAGGCCACAGCCGUGCACGGUGACGCAGAUAAAACCUUGUUCUCACUUCUGCAGACAGCGGUGAGACAAGGUCACUGGAUGUCAUCACAGAGGAGACGAGGUCACUGUGUGUUACUUCUGAGAGGAGAUGAGGUCACUGGGUGUCACAUCCCAGAGGAGACGAGGUCACUGGGUGUUACUUCUGAG
Messenger RNA from Equus quagga, 4159 nucleotides. It is a transcript of the gene ZNF250, whose product is annotated as zinc finger protein 250. The transcript has 7 exons. Bases 1233 to 2918 code for a protein of 561 amino acids. The record is from RefSeq and is a predicted model, not a curated record. Gene Ontology annotation, molecular function: RNA polymerase II cis-regulatory region sequence-specific DNA binding; DNA-binding transcription repressor activity, RNA polymerase II-specific. Gene Ontology annotation, biological process: negative regulation of transcription by RNA polymerase II. Lineage: Eukaryota; Metazoa; Chordata; Mammalia; Perissodactyla; Equidae.